Molecule: messenger RNA, 240 nt
Organism: Heterobilharzia americana
Lineage: Eukaryota; Metazoa; Platyhelminthes; Trematoda; Strigeidida; Schistosomatidae
Source: the annotation of a GenBank genome assembly
AUGCUAUUUUAUGUAUUGCAUUUUCGCUACACAUGUUGUACAAUAUCUGUGUCAUCAUCAUCAUCAUCAUCAUCAUCAUCAUCAUCAUCAUCAUCAUCAUCAUCAUCAUCAUCAUCAUCAUCAUCAUCAUCAUCAUCAUCAUCAUCAUCAUCAUCAUCAUCAUCAUCAUCAUCAUCAUCAUCGUCAUCAUCAUCAUCAUCGUCAUCAUCAUCAUCAUCAUCAUCGUUAUCAUCAUUGUAA